CAGCCGGUCGUUUGUUUUUUUUGUUCCGUUCCUCGCGGCAGCGCUGCGGCGUGACGUCACGCGCUGUAACGUAACCCCUUUCAUCAGGGCUGCAGCGACAACAACAAGGAAGUGUUGAGCGAAGAGGGUCGCCGCCGUUGCUAAAGCUAACGAGUCGCCUGAACCUUUCGUAGUCGGGUGAACCGUCGUUCUCGUUCAUUCGUUUGCAGCGCCGCCAUCAUGAACAGCAAAGGUCAAUACCCUACACAGCCUUCCUAUCCAGUUCAAUCUCCUGGUAACCCGUCUGUGUUCCCACAGACCAUACAACUUCCUCAGGCUCCACCUUAUUCUGAUGCCCCUCCUGCCUAUUCAGAACUGUACCGCCCAAGUUUUGUACAUCCUGGAGCUGCCACUGUACCUACCAUGUCUGCAGCUUAUCCUGGUGCUUCACUGUACCUUCCUAUGGCUCAAUCUGUAGCUAUGGGGCCAAUGGGCUCUUCAGUUCCAGUGGCUUUUUAUCCUGUUGGCCCUGUCUAUCCUCCUGGAUCUGCUGUACUUGUGGAAGGUGGCUUUGAUGCUGGAGCAAGGUUUGCAACUAAUGCUCCUGGCAAUAUCCCUCCUCCUCCUCCUGGCUGUCCUCCCAAUGCAGCCCAGCUGGCUGUCAUGCAGGGUGCCAAUGUGCUAGUGACGCAACGGAAGGGCAACUUCUUCAUGGGGGGCUCCGAUGGUGGCUACACCAUCUGGUGAAGGAAGGGGGGGGGCUACAUUGGUGUAAAGGAACGACAUCACAUACUGUCAGCACUUCUCACAAUGUAACCGCUUUAGUCGUAUUAACCUGGAGUUGCAAUUUAGACACAUGAUGAUGCGGGGUGUCUUCCUGGU
Molecule: messenger RNA, 861 nt
Organism: Thamnophis sirtalis
Lineage: Eukaryota; Metazoa; Chordata; Lepidosauria; Squamata; Natricidae
Gene: DAZAP2
Product: DAZ associated protein 2
Source: RefSeq, a predicted model, not a curated record